Messenger RNA from Oryctolagus cuniculus (rabbit), 4047 nucleotides. RefSeq names its product partner and localizer of BRCA2 (gene PALB2). The record is from RefSeq and is a predicted model, not a curated record. Gene Ontology annotation, molecular function: DNA binding; protein binding. NCBI's taxonomy places the organism in Eukaryota, Metazoa, Chordata, Mammalia, Lagomorpha, Leporidae. Gene Ontology annotation, cellular component: nucleoplasm. Gene Ontology annotation, biological process: double-strand break repair via homologous recombination.
GCUGCGCGUGCGCGGACCGAGCAGUGGCUUUAAUUGGCCAGGGCUGAUCGCGCGCCGCCGGCUUGAGCCCUCAGGUCGCUGCCGGCGCUGAGGUGAUCCGGGUCACGGUUACCGGUUCGCUUCUCGGACCCACAGCCUACCGGGCCUCCUUGUCCACAAGCCCGGCGCCGGCAGCUCUUUUCGGUCGGCCUCCGGCCCGAUGGAAGAGCCUGCCACCAAACCCCUCAGCAGUGAGGAGAAGGAAAAGCUGAAGGAAAAAUUAGCUUUCUUGAAAAGGGAGUACAGCAAGACAUUGGCUCGCCUUCAGCGUGCCCAAAGAGCUGAAAAGGUUAAGAAUUCUAUUAAGAAAACAAUAGAGGAACAAGAAAUCUCACAGCAAUUAAACCACUCAGAACCUAAAAACAAAGUAUUUCCUAGUAACAAGUUACAAAUCAAUACCCAUCUCCACAAAGAAACUGAAGAAAAGACAUCUGUCACACUUGGCGUUGAGCCCAAGUCCUUUAACCCUGGAGAUGACACAGAGAAAGUUUUGUAUACACAAAGGACUGAUGACAUCCCAGAACAUUUUCCCUGCAGGGUCAAUGGCCCUGAUGGUGAGAAACAGCAGAAUAAGCUGCCAGGGAAAAGAAAGAAGCAGCAGAAGAAAACAUUUCUUUCUCAGGAGAGAGAGUAUGUCUUUGACACUGAUUCACUCAUACCGUCUGGAAAAAGACAAAAGGAACAGGAGGAAACCUGUAGCAAAAAUCCUGGGUCACCAGUAACUGAAAUAAGAAUUCACCUUUCUAGUCCUAAGUCUGAAAUUCUUGAUUCUCCAGUGCCAGUUGCAGAAACUGAUGAAGUGAAUGUAUCAGUUCUACCAACUGCAAAGCCAGAAAGGGAUGUUGAUCCACUCUUAAGAGGAAAUAAGUUUUCUAAGGAGAUUACAAUCCCUUCGCACAGUCCAUUAAAUAGCAGUAAUAAUCAGCACCUUGAACAAACACCUCUUACAGAUAACUGUGAACUUAUUACUCCAAGCUUAGAAAACAUUAGCCCUGUUUCACCUGUUAACUUGGAGGCACGAGGCAAAAACAAGACUGACUUUACAGAUAACCCAGUAAGUAAAGCUAUAAGUGCAAAUAGCCAGCUGCCUAGAAGUCCUAACUUACAGGCAGAUAAUUCAUGUCCUAAAAAUGAACUCAGUUACACUAACUUACGAGAAAAUAAAAAUCAUAAUGUAGAAGAUCAGAGUCACACAGAAAAAUCUUUAAGCUCUUCCAGUAGCACUCUUGGUGGUAGAAAUGCAAGUCUUAAGGAAAAUGAGGUUCUAAGUCAGUCUAAGAGUCUCAGCUUAGAAGCUGUUGCUCCUGUUUCAACAGACAAUCAAAUACAUUCUUGCACAAUGCUUGAAGGCCUUCUGUUUCCUGCAGAAUAUUAUGUUAGAACAACACGAAACAUGUCAGAUUGCCAGAGGAAAGUAGCUCUGGAGGCUGUAAUUCAAAGUCAUUUAGGGAUCAGGAAGAAAGAGUUUAAAAACAAAAAUAAGGAAGCAACUAAUAUUUUAAAGCUUUCCCAUGAAGAAACUGACCAAAAUGAAAUUAGAAUGUCAGGAACCUGCACAGGAUCAAGUUCAGGAAGUCCUUCUCAGUCAUUAACUGAGGUUAGCUCUCCCAUUGGGCAAGCUGAAUAUAGUAAGUUUUCUAGGAAGACAGUUACCCAACCAUCUAGUAGAAGGCACAAAGGAAAAAGAAAAUCAGUCUGUACCCCACCAUUGGAUCAUCGUGAACUACCUUUGCCAACUUCCAGCACAUCAGGUGUUAACAGGUCCAAGGACGAGGUCACCUUGUACAAAUAUCAGAACAAAAACGCAAUUGUUCAUGGGAAGGAAGGUCAUUGUCAAAAAGAGGAUUCCCUUUCUCCCACUAGUAAUGCUCAUUUAGCUUUGGAUGAUGAUGGUUUCAGUGCUCCAUUUUGUAAGAAUGAAAUGCUAAGUUUAAAGCAACUGUCAUCUUUUCUUAAUGUCACGGACUUUGAGUUACCUGAUGAAGACUUUGGGUCCCUUAAGCUUGAAAAACUGAAGCUCUGCUCAGAAAAACAAAUUGAGCCUUUUCAAUCAAAACUGUAUGGAGAGAAGCUUCUUCAAGAAGGAAAUUGUUUUAUGGAGGAACUGAUUCCUAAACAAAUAGAUACAGAAAUGGAGGAUGUGGAAGAGGAACAUGUUCUAUCAGGACAAGCACACCCUAACAUGGCAAACCUUGAAAGCCAGAAUACAAAGAAGGGCCUUUCUUCAUCUAUACUGCUUUUCACUCCUUUAAAUACUGUUGGACCUGAUGAUAAUGAUAUGUCUACCACAGACAUGUGUUCACCUGCUUUUCCCCUGCUAGGUACUACCCCAGCUUUUGGCUCCCAGGCAUACUGUGAACAAGUGUCUGCAGAGGUUGUCGGACAGACUUUCUCCACAUCCGAGUUUUCUCAAUUGAAAGACACAGGCAGACUUGAUAGUGAUAGUAAACAAUGCAACAGUUCAACCAGCACACUAACACUGGAUACCAGUGUGCAUGUGUCAGGUAGGCAAGGACAACCUGCCUGUGACUGCCACUCUGGCCCUCCAGCAACACCUCUGCCCAGUGAGUCAUUGACUAUCCAAGAAAAUCAACUUUGUGGAAACAUAUGCUUGGAGUUGCAUAAACAUUCGGUGGAACAGACAGAAGUGGCGGAUCUUCCUGCUUGUGAUGAUAGCAUAAACUCACAUAACCUACAGCUGGUUUCAAAGUUAAAGAAUGCUUCUGGUUCCUGCUCUGUGGAUGUGAGUGCCAUGUGGUGGGAAAGAGCUGGUGUCAAGGAGCCAUGCAUCAUAACUGCAUGUGAAUACGUUGUUGCUCUGUGGAAACCUCUGGAUGCUCAGCGGUGGAAGAAAAAUUAUACCUGGCACUUCACAGAGGUUCCAAUUUUACAAAUAGUUCCUGUGCCUGAUGUUGGUAACCUAGUGUGUGUAGCUUUGGGAAAUCUGGAAAUCAGAGAAAUCAGGGCAUUACUUUGUCCCUGUGAUGAUAACAGUGAAAAGCAAGUCCUACUGAAAUCUGGAAACAUAAAAGCUGUGAUUGGCCUGACCAAGAGGAGACUAGUCAAUUGCAGUGGCGCCCUUGGUGACCAACAGGUAGAAGUCGUGACAUUUGCGGAAGAUGGAGGAAUCAAAGAAAAACAGUUUUUGAUGCCCCCUGAAGAGACUAUACUAACUUUUGCUGAGGUCCAAGGGAUGGAGGAAACUCUGCUUGGUACCACUGUUAUGAACAAUAUUAUUAUUUGGAAUUUAAAAACUGGUCAGCUCCUGAAAAAUAUGCACAUUGAUGAUUCUUACCAUGCUUCAGUCUGUCACAAAGCGUACUCUGAAAUGGGGCUCCUGUUUCUUGUUCUGAAUCAUCCUUGUGCCAAAGACAGUGAGUCGCUGGAAAACCCUGUGUUUCAGCUGAUUGCAGUUAACCCUAAGACGUCCUUGAAUGUGGGAGUGAUGCUGUAUUGCCUUCCUCAAGGGCAGGCCGGAAGAUUCCUGGAAGGUGAUGUGAAAGACCAUUUUGCAGCAGCAGUCUUGACCUCUGGAACAAUCGCCAUCUGGGACCUGCUUCUAGGUCAUUGCACUGCCCUUCUUCCACCUGCCUCUCACCAAAGUUGGUCUUUUGUUAAAUGGUCUGGUACAGAUUCUCAUUUGCUGGCUGGACAAAAAGAUGGAAAUAUAUUUAUAUAUCGUUACGUAUGAGUCAGGAUAAGAUGAAAACACAGUUUCUGGAUAUAUUUGACCUCCUCCUCUGUUUGUUUCCAGUUGUAACUAUAAGAGAGAAUAUCUGAAGAACGCAAAAUAAUUACUUGUGUGCAUCAGAUUUGACCUGUAUUCUGAUGGUGGUGGCACUACUGAUCUUAAAUGUUCAUUUAAACUUUGGGGAAAGGAGUUUUAGAUUGAUUUUUAUAAUUCUCCACAUUUGCACUUUUGGAUUGAUUUUUGAAAUUCUCUACAUUUGCACAUUUACUUUUAAAGGUGUACAUAAAGUUUCAAGUGUCAAUAAAUAUUUAUUUUGA